Peniophora sp. CBMAI 1063 is the source of this 636-nucleotide messenger RNA. The record is from the annotation of a GenBank genome assembly. Lineage: Eukaryota; Fungi; Basidiomycota; Agaricomycetes; Russulales; Peniophoraceae.
AUGCUCUCAAGACUACCUCUAUACUUGCUAGCGACUUGUGUCGCAGGGGCGCUGGCCCAUUGGGAGACGGUAGACGAAGCAGCCGCGAUAGCUCGCCGGGUCCUCGUGAAGAGUGCCGUAGGCACGAUGGCUACCAUAUAUCCAGAUGACCACACGAUGCUCCCAGGACAACCCUACGCGAUGCAGGAAUAUUACGCCAGCUGCUUCUCCAACGGUUCCCUCGCUCUCAUCUUCCUCCCCAUCUCCCGCCAUAGUCAGAACAUUCUCCACUCUCCGACCCGCUCGGCGUCUAUCUCCGUCUGGAGCGAACCCCCAUCCGCUUCGCAGCCGCGGGUGUCGCUCAUGGGAAACGUGACGUUACUCGAUGACAGGGAUGGGGAGGUGAACGCGCUGAGGGAGUGCUACUUGAAGCAGCAUAGGGACGCGAGGUGGUGGCUGCCAGGAGACGAUGAGGGCGCUCAUCUGGCUUACUGGGCCCGAUUCGACCCUCACACGGUGUACUUCGUUGGCGGUUUCGGCGACGAGCACUAUAUUGGCUACAUCCCGCUGGACAAGUACCAGAGCGCGUCGAGCGACACCGCCGAGCGGCAAGCGCCACAGGGUCAACAGGUUCUGCGUGGUGGCCGGCGCAAUUGA